Rubroshorea leprosula is the source of this 1180-nucleotide messenger RNA. The record is from the annotation of a GenBank genome assembly. NCBI's taxonomy places the organism in Eukaryota, Viridiplantae, Streptophyta, Magnoliopsida, Malvales, Dipterocarpaceae.
AAACGCAUCAAAGGCGACAGCAACUCCUCUAUUGCAGAGGAGUAUCAAUUAUUUGAAACUCCUCAAAAACAGCUGUCAUACAGAGAUAUGGUUUCUUCAUCUGAACCUACUGCUAUCCUUUGCGAUAGUUCCAACAGGGAUGAAGCUCUAGAAGAAGACUCAGAUAUGGAGGACGAUGGGACUAUACCCACUAUCCUCAUAUCUAGAGAAGAAAAGAAAAGAAUCCGCACGCCUUGGCUUAAUUCUCUCAUAAUCAAGGCCUUCGGGACAGAUAAAGCUGGAUAUAAUUUUAUUUUUCCCAGAAUAAAGGCUCAAUGGAAGCCAAGAGGAAAAAUGGACUGUAUUGAUUUGGGUUUGGAUUUCUUUCUUAUCCGUUUCCAUGAGAAGGAGGAUCUUAACCGUGUUCUCCAUGGGGGACCAUGGUUUGUUGGUCCUCAUUUUCUCACAAUUAGAAGUGAUGGAUCUGCCCUUGGAAAUCCAGGCAUGGCUGGAGCUGGGGGUCUUCUUCGGGAUCACUUAGGCAGGUGGAUUAUUGGGUUUUCACGGAAUAUUGGAUGGACUACUAGCAUAGCUGCUGAGUUAUGGGCCAUCAGAGAUGGUUUGGAAGUUGCUAUCUCCAAAGGGUUCUCUAAAAUUAUUGUUGAAACUGACUCAAAAAUUGCUACUAUCCUUAUUGAGUCUGCUGAUAUUUCUCUUCACUCACUUGGCAUCCUUAUCUCUGAUUGCAGAUCACUUCUGGGAUGUUUUGCUGAUGCUCAGAUAUCCCAUAUUUAUAGGGAAGCUAACACGGCUGCUGACUUCAUGGCUAAGCUUGGAACUUCCUCUGCCACGAAUUUUGUUUUGUAUGAUGGGAGCCCUCCUGGGAUCUCUUCCUUUUUGUAUCAUGGCUGUAUUGGGACUGUGUUCCCAAGAAUUGCUGUAGCCGUUUAAUCCUUUAUAUUUCAUAUCUCUAUUUACCAAAAAAAAAAAAAACAAUAUUUUUUUAAAAUUAAUGACAAUCAUAAGAAUGAAAAACCAAAUUCUUCACCAUACAACUAAAGUGUAUGAGCUAAGUCCAUCAAUUGGGCCGGAAAUCUGGCCGACCUUUAGUCUUCUUCUGGAAAGAGAUUGAAUAGCCCAUCAGCCCAUAAUAUGUAUGGGCUGAAUGGAUUUGGAUCUUAUUCUAUAAUUGCAAUAUGUU